ACCUCAUUUGCAAACGAACGCGUCAUAAACGUAAAGCCGCAUUUUGGUCUAGCAGUGCGAGUUGUUUGUAAUUGCUUUUUUAACAUUUAAAUUUUGAGAGUUGUAUAUCAACAUAAAAAUAAACAAUGGACAUUCGCCCAAGCCACACCAUUUACAUCAACAAUUUAAAUGAGAAAGUGAAAAAAGAUGAUCUUAAGAAAUCGAUGUACGCUAUUUUCUCGCAAUUUGGUCAAAUUCUUGAUAUUGUGGCAUUAAAAACGCUGAAAAUGCGCGGACAAGCCUUUGUCAUAUUUAAGGAGAUUUCAAGCGCCACAAAUGCAUUGCGCACAAUGCAAGGGUUCCCAUUUUAUGAUAAGCCAAUGCGAAUCGCAUACUCAAAAACGGACAGCGAUGUCAUUGCCAAAAUCAAGGGAACAUUCAAAGAAAGACCAAAGAAAGUCAAACAACCCAAACCUGUUCCGUCGACCGAUGAAAAACGUGAGAAAAAGAAGAAGACUCCCGGUGCAGCCGAUGGCGCUACUAAUCCAACGGCUGAGCAGCCACCAAAUCAAAUUUUGUUCUUAACAAAUUUGCCGGAGGAGACCAACGAAAUGAUGUUGUCGAUGUUGUUCAAUCAAUUUCCUGGUUUCAAAGAAGUUCGAUUGGUACCCAAUCGGCACGAUAUUGCAUUCGUUGAGUUUGCAACUGAAUUGCAGAGUAGCGCUGCCAAAGAGGCUCUGCAGGGUUUCAAAAUUACACCGACCCACGCCAUGAAGAUUACUUUUGCAAAGAAGUAGACUUAUUAUUAACAAUCGAUUUGUCAAUAGCUUCAAUUAUUAUUUCACUCAUUUCAGUGAAUGUCAUUUUUUCCACACACACACAAAAAAAAUUACUGAAUGUACUAUUAAUAAAACCAUGCAAAAGCAUUGCACCUCGCUUAAACAUGGUGUAGUUUGUAAUGCCUUUUGAUUUUAAGAUCACA
Contarinia nasturtii (swede midge) is the source of this 961-nucleotide messenger RNA. It is a transcript of the gene snf, whose product is annotated as U1 small nuclear ribonucleoprotein A. Lineage: Eukaryota; Metazoa; Arthropoda; Insecta; Diptera; Cecidomyiidae. The record is from RefSeq and is a predicted model, not a curated record. Gene Ontology annotation, biological process: mRNA splicing, via spliceosome. Gene Ontology annotation, molecular function: U1 snRNA binding. Gene Ontology annotation, cellular component: U1 snRNP. The transcript is spliced from 3 exons. Bases 126 to 776 code for a protein of 216 amino acids.